AUGUCUACACUCGGUGAUCUCGACAUUGGAGCAGCGAAUGCAGGUGGUUCCGCAGCGGAGGGAGCGCCCAAGAGCCCACUGACGGACACGGAUCGGGCGCGUCUGGAACGCAGCUUGGGACAUCGACCGGAUCGGCACGAGCUGGAGGAACGCAACAUCCUCAAGCCCGGCAACCUUGCGCCUGCGCUCCAGGCCAGACGUGACGAGCUGCAAAAGUCGCAACUCGCCGACAAACUCGAAGGCCGUCUGGAACGACGACCCGAAAAGGACGACCUUGUCAAUCGGGGUAUUUUGAAGGAUCAGAGUGUCGCUCCGGCACUGCAGGCCAAGCGAGAGGAGCUGCAAAAGUCGCAGCUGACGGACAAACUCGAAGGCAGACUCGAGCGACGACCCGAAAAGGAUGAGCUGGUCAAUAGGGGCAUCUUGAAGGAUCAGAGUGUAGCUCCCGCCCUGCAGGGAAAGAAGGAGGAACUCGAACGAGCCCGACUCGGAAACUCGCUUCAGAAGGAGCUCGAACAUCGUCCUCACCCCGAAGAACUCCGACAGAAAGGCAUCCUCCCCCAAGAUGCUUAA
This is a messenger RNA of Moesziomyces antarcticus, 573 nucleotides long. RefSeq lists its product as uncharacterized. Lineage: Eukaryota; Fungi; Basidiomycota; Ustilaginomycetes; Ustilaginales; Ustilaginaceae. The record is from RefSeq and is a predicted model, not a curated record. Bases 1 to 573 code for a protein of 190 amino acids. The transcript has a single exon.